This is a messenger RNA of Ochotona princeps (American pika), 1167 nucleotides long. RefSeq names its product claudin 6 (gene CLDN6). Gene Ontology annotation, cellular component: plasma membrane; bicellular tight junction. Lineage: Eukaryota; Metazoa; Chordata; Mammalia; Lagomorpha; Ochotonidae. The record is from RefSeq and is a predicted model, not a curated record. Bases 19 to 684 code for a protein of 221 amino acids. Gene Ontology annotation, molecular function: structural molecule activity. Gene Ontology annotation, biological process: bicellular tight junction assembly; cell adhesion. The transcript has a single exon.
CACACUGUCACCCUCGCCAUGGCUUCCGCUGCUCUGCAGAUCCUGGGGAUCGUCUUGACGCUGCUGGGCUGGGUGAAUGCCCUGGUGUCCUGCGCCCUGCCACUGUGGAAGGUGACCGCCUUCAUCGGCAAUAGCAUCGUGGUGGCCCAGGUGGUGUGGGAGGGGCUGUGGAUGUCCUGCGUGGUGCAGAGCACGGGCCAGAUGCAGUGCAAAGUGUAUGACUCGCUGCUGGCGCUGCCCCAGGACCUGCAGGCCGCCCGUGCCCUCUGUGUGGUCGCCCUGCUGCUGGCCCUGCUUGGCCUGCUGGUCUACCUCGCUGGGGCCAAGUGUACCACCUGCGUGGAGGACAAGGAUUCCAAGGCCCGCCUGGUGCUCACGUCUGCGAUUGUCUUCAUCCUUUCAGGGGUUCUGAUCUUAAUCCCUGUCUGCUGGACAGCCCACGCCAUCAUCCAGGACUUCUACAACCCGCUGGUGGCCGAAGCCCAAAAACGAGAGCUGGGGCCUUCCCUCUAUGUGGGCUGGGCAGCGGCUGCCCUGUUUAUGCUGGGCGGGGGGCUCCUCUGCUGCACCUGCCCUUCUGGUGGGUCCCGGAGCUCCAGCCAUUACAUGGCCCGUUACUCAGCAUCUGGGCCCAACACCACCCCCCGGGGCCCUUCCGACUACCCCACCAAGAAUUACGUCUGAGGGGUGGGGAGCCAGAGCCCUGAGAGCUGCAGUUGGUGUCUGUCCAUUCUGGGAUUGGAUCUUCUGUCGUUGUGUUUUGCUCUUUGAGGGGGCACCCCAAGAAGAUGGCUCAGGCUCCCACCUGGGCUCUACGGGCUGUGUUUCUCACCUCUGCGUUUUUUUCCUACCUUGCAAGCCAGCUUGCUACUGUGGAAGUGAAGGCCACUGCUGAUCUGCUUUGUGACAAAGCGGCCUGUCCCACGAGUUCCUGGACUGGCAGGGACAGUCACAGUCCCCUCCCUGUCCUGUCAGGUUUGUGCAACGUGCAGAGGCCUCACCUCUCAGCCCCGGAAGAAGAACCGAGCUGGACUUUUCUGUCUGGUGUCUGACCGCCCUCAUCCCUCCUCACAGGUCCCCCCAAGUGCUGUAGAUACUGCCCACCCCCACUCACUGCCGAUGCAGCCCGUGUACACCUCUCUGGCUGAAUAAAGGUUAUCUGCUUCA